This is a messenger RNA of Thalassophryne amazonica, 2188 nucleotides long. RefSeq lists its product as uncharacterized. Bases 626 to 1474 code for a protein of 282 amino acids. Lineage: Eukaryota; Metazoa; Chordata; Actinopteri; Batrachoidiformes; Batrachoididae. The record is from RefSeq and is a predicted model, not a curated record. The transcript is spliced from 2 exons.
AGACAUACCUUACUGAAUUUUCAUGGCUAAGGCUAUUCUUUUGGUACAGGAUGCAGUGCAGCCUUGUGCCCGCUCUCGGCGUUAUUGGGUUAUGAAACCCUCUGCUACUGCUAAGUUUUCUGCUAUCUUUUAGCAGUUAUGCACUUCUGUAGGAGCUGUACGGCCUGAUCAGCGGCCAAAUGAACGCGAAUCCAGAGGCGGCUGUGAUUGUGGCUGGGGACUUUAACCACGUGGAACUGAAAGCUGUUCUCCCCAGAUUUCACAAAUCCAUAAACUUUCCGACCAGAGACAACAACACACUGGACCAGGUAUACUGUAACAUACCAGGAGCAUACAAGGCUGCAGCAGCUCCUCACCUUGGUAUGUCAGACCAUAUAUCUGUGAAACUGAUACCCGCCUACAGACCUCUGAUCUGCCGGACCAAACCCACCACCAGAACCGUUCAGGUUUGGACCGAGGAGGCUUCCUCAGCCCUUCAGGACUGCUUUGAGUACACAGACUGGGGAGUAUUCAAAGAGGACGCAGACCUGGAGGAAUACACGUCAGCUGUGUUGUCCUAUAUCCACUUCUGCACUGAUGCUGUCCUCCCUACAAAAACAAUCAUGGUUUUUCCCAAUCAGAAACCAUGGGUGGACGGCACAGUGCGGGCCCUGCUAAAAGCCAGAGAUGCAGCCUACAGAGCCGGAGACAAACUGGACUAUAUAGCAGGGCCUGCAAAGAACUAAAAAAGGGCAUCCAGCUGGCGAAGCACAGAUACAAGCAACGCAUCAAGGACCACUUCAAGGACAAUAACACACGCAACAUGUGGAAAGGCAUCCAGACCAUCACGGACUACAAGCUCGGUGACCAGCAGGUCAGCCAUGACCCCACUCUGCUUGACACCUUAAACAACUUCUUUGCACACUUUGACUCUCCAAGCAGCAGAGGGGCUGUGCACCUUCCUCAGCCAGAGGUGCAGCAUCAGCCUCUCACCCUGCAGCUGCACCAGGUGACCUCCACCCUGAGGAGAAUUAACAUCAACAAGGCUGCAGGCCCAGAUAAGGUGUCAGGUCGGACCCUGAAGUCAUGUGCGGACCAACUGGCAGAGGUUUUCCUGGACAUCUUCAACCUGUCGCUGCAGCUUUCCAUGGUCCCUGUCUGCCUGAAGUCCUCCAUCAUCGUGCCUGUGCCCAAAACAACAACCAUCACCUGCCUCAACAACUACCGUCCUGUUGCCCUGACCCCAGUCAUAAUGAAGUGCUUCGAGCGGAUCCUCCUGAAAUACAUCAAGGACGCUAUCCCUGCAGGCCUGGACAGCCUGCAGUUCGCCUACAGGGAGAACCGUUUGACGGAGGACGCUGUCUCGUUAGCACUUCACCGUCAGGAUGCUGUUUGUGGACUUCAGUUCGGCUUUCAACACUGUUCUUCCGGACGUGUUGGCCCUGAAGCUCCACAACCUGGGUCUGUCACCAUCGCUCUGCUACUGGAUCAGUGACUUCCUCACCAACAGGCCCCAGGUGGUGAGGAUAGGGAAGUUCACCUCUGCACCACUGAUCCUCAACACCGGAACGCCACAGGGUUGUGUGCUCAGCCCUGCCCUCUUUACCCUCUUCACCCAGGACUGCUCUGCCAUUCACCCUUGAAACAUGGUCGUGAAGUUCGCGGAUGACACCACCGUGGUGGGUCUCAUAUCUAACAACGACGAGACCCACUACAGAGAAGAGGUCCAGAACAUCACACAAUGGUGUUCCAGGAAUAACCUUAUCCUGAACACCAGUAAGACAAAGGAGGUCAUCGUGGACUACAGGAGGUCCAGGAAGACUGAGCACACUCCUCUCUGCAUACACGGAGAGGCAGUGGAGCAUGUAGACAACACUAAGUUCCUGGGCAUCCACAUCUCCUCUGACCUCACCUGGACUGUGAACACUUCACACCUGGUAAAGGAGGCCCAACAAUGGCUCUUCUUCCUCAGGAAGCUGAAGCGGUCUGGACUCUCCUCUCAGGUGUUAGUGAACUUUUACAGAGCCACCAUUGAGAGCAUCUUGUGUCUCAGUGUGACGGUGUGGUAUGACAGUUGCACGUCACAAAACAAAAAGGACUUAGCCCGGGUGGUGAGAACAGCACAGGGGAUUGUGGGCCGCCGUCUACCAGAUCUGGACUCCGUUUACAUUGCCCGAGUCCAGAAGAGGGCCAGACGUAUGGCUGCCGA